Molecule: messenger RNA, 1264 nt
Organism: Pseudoliparis swirei
Lineage: Eukaryota; Metazoa; Chordata; Actinopteri; Perciformes; Liparidae
Product: LRRN4 C-terminal-like protein
Exons: 2
Coding region: 100-891 (263 amino acids)
Source: RefSeq, a predicted model, not a curated record
CUGUGAGAGCAGAGGACUGUAGUGAGCACACGGUGAGAGCAGACAGAGUGGGAACCGGAGAAAAUAAAGACUUGAAACGUCCACCACCAUCAAUCAGAGAUGACGUCACUGGGUAAGAACCUGGCUGUCCUUCUCCUUUUUCUGAGUGCCUCGCCUUUCCUUCACUCCCACCUCUCCUCCCAUGCUGCCUCUUCUCCCCCUCCGGCCACUCGUCCACGGAUCAUAUUCAUGAAUGACUUAAGCUCAGAUGAUAUCUUUGAAGAUGAUUACCUUGACAAUGACAACAACAGCUCUCUUCCUGAAGUGGUGCACACUAUGAAGACUACCAAACUCCAACUACACACGCAGCUCUGCCAGCACAGCCCCUGCUUGGAGAAUCAGGAACCCUGCAAACUCAUUUCAAAGAGGACUGGGUGCCUCUGUCCUGGGUUCAGCGCAGCCAAUGAGCUGCCUCAUGCACCACGCAUCCAUAUGCUGCAGCCAAUCAGUAAAGGGGAUAAUAGAGGGAAGAUAGAGGUCCAGUGGUGUGCUCCAUCUUCUGUGGUGUCUGUGUACAAAGUGUUGAUAGAGGGAAGUGAAACCCUGGAGUUUCAGGAAGUUUCGAGACGAGGUUUGAUCGGAUUUUUGGAAGCUGGCACGAAGGUGUGUGUGGAGGCCGUGAACAGUGCAGGACAUAGCGUCCCCUCAGAUUUCUCCUGUACGCGAUACGAUCCUCCUGAAUUCGCUGACCAUAAACUGUUUGCGGGGGUUAUAGGAGGAGGAGUUGCCCUCCUUCUACUUCUCAUCAUAGCAGCUCUGAUCCUCUGGAAGCAUCAAUUGCGUAAAAAGGCAAAGAGGGACUCUGCUGAUGGACUAGGGAACCCUUCUUACAGCACAGAGGGGACUCUGUGAUCAACACUUCAGCACAGACAAUUCCUCCCAGCCACACUGAACAGGCCCCUGGAGACACGCGGCACAGCAACGGUGAAAUCAAGAUCAAAAGGCAAACUGUGUAGGGUGUUGUUAUGAUUAAUCAGAAUUAAUAAAGUGUUCAUACUCCUGUUUCAAGGAAUAUGUAAACAUAUUGGGAAAAAUAGGAAUUGUGAUAUUAGAAUAGCACUAACAAUUGGUAAGUCUGUUUCAGGUUUAUUUGCUGGCAAAUUAAGCUGUGUAGGUUCAUUGUAGUGUUUUUCUAUACUAUCAUGGUUGAAUUUAUUGUAGAUAUUUUUUUAGUAUAUAUGUACUGACUUUUAUAAGAAAUUAAAACUUAUUUUAAUAAAAACAA